Molecule: messenger RNA, 399 nt
Organism: Lactuca sativa (garden lettuce)
Lineage: Eukaryota; Viridiplantae; Streptophyta; Magnoliopsida; Asterales; Asteraceae
Source: RefSeq, a predicted model, not a curated record
AUGGCUCAAAACUUUGCUGGCAGCAAUAACAUCAACCUCCUUUACCCCAGUGGCCAAUUUGGUACAUGUCAAAUGGGUGGAAAAGAUCAUGCAAGUGGAAGAUAUAUUUACACUAAGCUGACACCCAUCCCACGUCAUCUUUUUAACAAGGCAGAUGAGCUUCUUCUCAACUACUUGAGUGAAGAUGGACAAUCCAUUGAGCCUACAUGGUAUCUUCCAAUUAUACCCAUGGUUUUGGUGAAUGGAAGUGAAGGAAUAAGGACAGGGUGGAAUACAGUCCCAGCGCUUGCACUACCAAAUGCAGAGAGUGCUAAAGCUGGAUUCUUAGAAUCACUGUUAAACUGGAAGUGGACAAGUCCCUUCGGGAACAGAAAGAUGUCACCUUAUUGUAGAUUCUAA